GAAACAAACAAUGCAGCAAGGCAUGCACGCAUGCACGCAUCAGCACCAACGAUUCGACCACAAGACCCUACCGCAACGCAACGCGACAGACAAGACGAACAGGCAGUAGUACCCCGGGGAAGAGACGACGAGUAGUCUUGUGCAGAGCCAGAAACGACGCAAACGAACGACAACAGGACGACAAGAAAACCUUGAAAAAAAUAAUAAUAACACGACAACACAUCCGAGGAAUGGAGCAAAGAAAGGAGCGCAGCAGCAGUCACAGAGUAACAUAAUUUCACUAAUACUUCGCUGCGUCCUGCUGUUUCGUACCGCCCGGAUCCAUUCGAUCUAGUUGGACGAAAGGAGACAAAACGAAAUCGAACCGAGCAACAACAGCAACAACGACAGCAACAACGAUAACAACAACAAUACCAGCGAAAGCCCAACACCACCACCACCACCGACAAAAAGAGCAGCAACAACACGAUGGAAUCCCCCGCAAGCGAAAACGGUGUGUCCCCCGGGAUCGAUCCGGGUUCUCCCAAACACAAGGCAAAAUCCAGCCACUCGCAACAGCAAUCACCCCCGUCGUCGCCUUCCUCUCCGGGGUCGGACCCGAACUCGAACUCGAAACCGAACCCUUCUUCCCUCCCGGGGCAUUUGUCGGAAGCCGUGGCGGCUUCCUUUCUGGACCCGGCCAUGGACGUCGGAGAGCGACUCGCGAGGGCGGAGGCGAUCCGGCCCUUUCUGAACGAGAUCGAUGGCUACUGGAGCUUUGGGAGCUACAACAAUAGUUCCGGAGAACGCACCACCACCGAGGGGAGGCUUCCCCCCCUGGCCUGGAACGCGCACUUUCGAAAGGCGUACACGCUGCUGCUGUGGGUCCGGCCGGUCAUCGGAGCGGAAAAGGAACCCGAGGAAACCGAAACAACGACGGUGGCCGAGGACGACGCGGAGGCACUGGGAGAAGGAACCGGCAGCGACCGGCUCCUCUAUCGGUUCGCGGAGGGACCCGAGGACGCGACCUCCUCCACGGGGGUCUCGGUGUCGGUGGGAGAGUGGCGGGCCCUGGAAACGGACGAAAACGCCUGUUCGGAACCAGAACGUGGCAGCGACAGAAGCAAACAAAGCACAAACCACAAGCGGGCCCCGCGCACCCUCCUCACGACGCUCCGGGCGCACUCCCUCCCCCACGAGGGCCUCUCGGCGGCAGCUGGGAGGGCCGACGCAAACUUCGACCCGGCCCCCUUUGUGGUGGCACCGCUCGAACUGCCCGAGGGCGAGUGGUCCAUGAUCGGGAUCACCCACGUCUUUCCCUACCUCAAGCGUCCCCACUGGACGGUCUGCGUCAACGGGAGGGCCUGCGCCAGCGGGGAGCUCGCCUACCCGCAGCCUUCCGAGGCCGGCCACAAGAAAAAACAAAAACACAGGGGCCACGAGGCGUCCGUUGCGGCCCUGCUGGGCCACAACACCCUCUUCCGAAACGUCUGCGGGGGGGGCUGCGAGAUCCUCGGCGCGGGGGCGAGCGACUGCUCCAAGACCGCCAGCGACCUCCAGAAGGACCACCUCCACUCGACCGCGAGGCCCAAGCACCACCUCAGCCUCCACCUGGCGACCUUUCUGCUCGCCGGGGAGGUCUUCACCCCGACCGUCCAGGCCCUCCUGGCCCAGGCCGGGCCGGCGAUGGCCCUCCAGUCCGGGGGGGGCCUCCCGCGGAUGCCCCCCGUCGCCAACUGGACCAAGGGGUCCUCCCUGGAGGGCGUCCACGUCGGGAUCCCCCUCGUGGUCCACGGGCAGUCCCUCCGGGUCCAGCAGCUGGGGGCGUCCUGCGCGCUCUGGGGGUCGGCCGUCGACUCCAGGGUCACCUUCCGUUCCGGAGAAGGCCCGGGCGGCCUCCCGGAGCAGACCAUAAUCUGCACCAUGCCCCUCCCGAGGGGGGCGACGCACGGCGCCCCGCGGGUGGGGCUGAUCCAGCCGACCCCGCCGGCCCGGGAGCAAAACGACCCCCCGAGGGGCUACUUUGGCGGGGGCCCGAAGGAAUACGAGAGCGAGAGCGAAGGCCACGACCCAGUCUCGCUGCUCAUCGUCGGGAGCGGCUGCUCGAUCCACCACAACCUCUCGGACUACCUCCUCUCGCUGCCGACGCCCAUCCACAAGGCGCUGGACCCGCUCGAGCUGGUGGACUCGACUUCCAAGCUCUUCUCGGUCCUCCUCCUGCAGGGCCAGUCCCUCGACGCCUGCGUCGUCCUGCCCUUUUUCCUGAGCCUCCCGCCCCCCGGAACGCGCUGGAACCUGCAGCUGGGGGCCGCCACGGACAGCCUCCAGCACCUCUUUGCCCUCUACUCGUCGGGGGCCGCCUACGCGGCCUGCCUGAUCCGGACCCUCGCGGCCUCGGUCCGGACCGGGGGCGGACGGUGGCACGAGGAGCUCCUGCAGAACGGGACGGUCCACGUCCUGGCCAGCUCGCUCCGGCAGUCUCUGGUCCGGUCGGAGUUCCUGGGAGUGGUGUCCUACGCGACCUGCGGCGACCUGGUCCGGGCCAAGGCCAGCGAGCAGGCGGCGAUGGGGGAACACGCGGCAAGCGGGGGAAGCACCACCACCAGCAGCACCGCCAGCAACCCCCUCUCGACCACGAUGGACCUCCUCCCCGUGUCUCCGAGGGCCGUUCCGGAGGCCGUCACGAGUGCCGUUCUGGACCUGAUCGACGCGUGCUGCGGGCCGCCCUCGGAAUUCGUCGAGGACCUCUCCCCGGCCAAACAGAUCCAGAGGACGUCCGACCUGGCGCUGACCUGCCUCUUCGGCCUGGCCCUCGACUGGGACCUGUGGGGGGAGGACCCCCUCGCGGCGUCCUCCCUCCUCUCUUCGGUGGCGCAGAGGUACGGUGGAACCUGCGUCACCUCGGGGCACAUCGUCCGGAGCCAGGUCUCGGUGCAGUACUUUCUGGACACGCUCAAGUACAAGCUCCACCACUGCUACGGCAAACCAUCGUCCGGCAGGCCCCGGGGCGAGCGCGAGCGCGAACUCCGAAGCAUCGGAGUUUCCUGCGGAGACAUUCUCGAGGCCAUGCUCCUCUCGAGCCUCUCCAGCGACCGCUCCGUCUCCCAGGGCGAGCACGAUGUUUCCGCCUGCAUGGGGGCGCUGUCGGAAUGCCCGAUGGACAGCAUCUGUGCCCGUGUGGUCUUUCGAGCGAUCGGGGGCAUCCUGGAGUGGUGCGAGAUCGUUCCGCCGGGCUUUGUCGAUGCCUCGUCCGGGGGGGAUUCCGCGGCCGCCGAGGGGGAAAGAGUCUCCGGUGCGAACGAAUCCGAUUCCUUUCCGAGAAGGAAACGCAGCAACUCCCGGGGGAGCAGCAGCAACCUGGUCGACGACGGCCACAAGUGCAAGGUGGCAAGCCGUUUGGCGCGCAACCUGAUCCUGUCCCAGUUCCACGACGUCAUUGCACCCAUGCUCCUUAGCCGGACCGUCUUUUCCACCACAUCGCAGGGCAACAAGGAAGCCAUGGGCACGGACUCGAACCACAGUCGAACCAAAACGGUCCCGGGCGUCGGAAAGGACGAAUCCCGCGUGUGGCAAGAAAACUGGAGGAUCUGCCUCGUCAUCUUUGCCUGGAUCUCGUCCAUCGCCGGACCCGAGGGAAACGCCGCCGCAAACUCGCUGGGGUCCCUCCUUUUGGCUUCCGGGAUGGCGGGUUCCCUCGAAAGCGUUUUGGAACGCGCCGGAGAAAGCUACGCCGAGAAUCUGUUCCUUCCCGAUCCCACCAUGGCCAUGACGGUUGCCUCGACCCUGCGAAGCGACGGUUGGUCCUACAGCGACCUGCUUUCCGAUCGACUGGCCGUCAUGAUGCCCCUGCUUCCGUCGUUGGUCGUCUCGCUUCUGCCCGUGCCUGCUGCGGCGGGCAGCGUGGAGGAGCAACACCGGGGCGAGGUCCCUUCCGGGGAGUCCCUCCGCGUGCUCACCGAGGUCGUCACGGCGGUCACGGGCUCCUUCUACCGCGUGUUUGGAGGCAUAACACACUCGGCUGCAUUCCAUGGAAGCCGAAGCAAAACCGGAAACAAGCAAAACGGUGGUGACUCGGGGGAAACAAAAACAGCCAGGGCAUACGUGCCCCAUCUCUUGGUAGUGGCCAACGCACUCGAGCAAUCUUUGGUGGGCCUUGGAAACGACGAGGAAAACAAAGAAGGCAAGCCAUCGAUUCUGACGAUUCUUGGCGCACCUGCCAUGGUGCAAAGAGGAGCCGACGAUGGAACGUGGGUCGAGGUGUCUUCAACAGCAAAAGAGUCGUUCCCAAGUGUUGCCUCCGUGAGCAUGCCGGGACAGGCAGAUGGUGAAAGCGACACCGAGAAGACGCUGGUUGUGGUCAAGUCUUGCCAAAACAGCGUGCUUACGAUUAUUACGGAACUAAUGUGCCGUGCCAUGAAGUCCGGCGGUGGGGAAUCCUCCACGCAGCUCUGGAGAAGCGUCCUUGGAACGCUGAAAGAGGUUGAAUCAUACGGAGCAGGAGAUAGCGAGCAGAUUCCUUCGAACACAGACUUCACUCCGGUGACAAAAAAUCUUUUGUGCCGUCUGCUAGCGAUGGUUUUGAUGAGGUGUCUCAAGCGAGACUAUCAAUGGGAACUGUGGACUCUCUCUAUGAGUUCGGCAGUGUCGAGGCUAUGCUUGCUCGUCGAAGAAAAAGAACUGCUACGGUGCUCGUUCACUACUGAUGGCAAGUAUUCAAACGACCAGAAGCUGCUUAUGUGUGCAUUCUUGUACAUUUUGGAGUAUGGUCGAGACACGAUGGGUUGGUGCCAGCUGAUUUUGCCAACUCCACCUGUCUCGCACCAAGAGGGAAACAAAAGCAGCUCGAGAGGAACCGAGUCAGCGGUAUCAGCGGCGAAAAUCAUGCUGCCGGUCCUGCAGCCUUCUCUUCGAAUCAUUUUGGAAGGUAUUGGCAACCUAUCGUCCGAGACACAAAUCGUGAUUCCCAGCACGCCAGAAAAGGAGGGAGAAUCCAGCGACGAAAGCAAGGAAAAGUCCCAAGACGACGAAAAGCCCGUAUCCCUGUUGGAAUACGUAGCCAGGGAGCUGCGUCAUUCGCUUAUGGGGGCCAUCGUCGGUUUGGCCUUUGCCAAUGCACGAGACAUUGCCUUGCACGCUAUGGCCGUCCUGAGAAGGGAUUUGAAGGCGCAAAAGAAUGGAACCGACGAUACAGCUAUCAAGACCUUCACGUCCCUGUUGUGCAUGACGGCCGAAGAAAUUCGUGUUCGGUACGAAGGCGAGCGCCGCCGCCGUGAAACUGCUCUCGUGGAUGCAUACGACGAACAAGAUGAGGAAGCCGCCGCCGAUUCUAUGGCCGUAGAGAAAUUAAUUCUCGGCGAUUCGAUCGUGCCCCCUUCCAACGAACGCUCUACCGAUGAGACCCUAAAGGAACCCGUCGAGGAAAUAUCGUUCGAAAAUGAUUCUGAGCAACAGAGCGAUCGAGUUCCGGCCGAUUUCUUGUUGCUGAACGAAGGUCUCACUGCGGGGGGAGCUUCAACUGUCAACAGGGCGAAGAUGGAGUGGAGCAAAUACGAAGGGUUUAGUGCUGCGCUACAAACGUGUUCCAACAACGACGGCACGCCGAUUGACAAUGGUGACUGUCUCGAAGCCUCCGCACAAAUUGUGCUGAAAAUGCUGUCGCCAUUCCUCGAUGCAUGGGACGAAUUCUCUGCCAUGGAUGCGGUGGAUACUGAGUUGGUGAAGUUAUUCGAUUUGACUCUUGGUGCCGUACUAUCCGAAGACUCUUCCACGGGGGAAGCCCUGCCCGAGAUGGAUGUGUUCCAUCUCGGAGGGUGUGAGGGUGCUGCCGAUGCAAUGACGACAUUCAUCGAGCUUGCCGCUUCGGAAAAAAACAGAACGAUGGAGGUCACGGAGAUAUUUCUUCCGAACCAUCGAAAUAGUUGUUCUUCGUACACUGAGAGGUUUUGUUGGACGAGGUAUAUGGGGAUGCUAAGGAAAGGAAAUGCCGACGAGUUUUGGGAAAGAGGAAUCGCGGAUGGGAACCGAGAUGUUCGAAGUCGCAUCGUCUCCAUACCGUGCGAACCACAAUUUAGGCGUUUCAUUCCAAAAUAUCUCGACAACAGUUCGCACAAUAGACACCCUGGUUCUGUGGAUCAGGCAGCACAUGACGAAGAGACCGACAUCGACGCUUUCACAAAAUCGCUGAUCGAGUCUGGCCAUCUCGAAAUCGUAGAUAUUACCAAGAAGGAAAUUAAUGAAGAAGAGAAGCCUGCCCUUGAACUUCCAACUUCGGACACUCUAGAUGAUGAUUUCGCAGAAACGCCUUUGGACAUUUCGAGGCCCAGAAGCGCAGACGAGGAAGACAAACAACCAGAAGAGUCCGUGACCACACCAGCUAACAAAGAAGCUACGACUAUCGAUGCAUACAACAGAGAUGAAGAAGAAAAAGUUGAGUUUGAUAAGACCCAAGUGGAUUCGAUGCAAUUCAACAUCACAGCCAGUGCUUUCGCAAGUCCGCCUGAUAAUUCAUCGUCUACGCUCGGCCUGAUGCACUCCGCCGCCGCAGGGUUGAUUGAAAGACACUUAGAAAAUUGUCUUCAUGUCAAAACAGAAGGAAGCAGGAAAUGCUCGAUGCUUCUCACUUCCACCCAUUUGAUUCUUGAGUAUGACAUCGAUAGUGAAGGAUUGUACGAAGGGGAAAUGAUGGCUGUUCGGGAAGAAGCAGAACGACAACGGAUGAUCGAAGAAUCGAAGGGCGGUAUUGCUAAGGACGGAGAUAAAAUUCAAGAAGAAAUAGAGAACCGACACAAAAUGACCGCUGCCUUGAGGCCAAAAUCAAUUCGUUGGAAUUUGUCGGAACUCUCCCACGUUUACCUUCGUCGGUAUCGUUUGAGAGACUCUUCCAUCGAAUUAUUUUUCAUACCAUCUGGCGGGACUUCGUUUGGCGGGUAUGGUCUAUAUUCCCCUUCCACAUCUCUUUUCCUCGACUUCGGCCCUGGUUACGAAGGAAAAACUCGACGUGAUGAUGCAGCAUUUGCAAUCAUGAAGCGGGCCCCUCCACAGGCCAUCAAGCAGUGGCCCGACCACGAUGCUCAAUUUUUGCACAAUCAGUUAAGUCGUUUGACAAUAGGCUGGGUCGAGGGUCGAAUUACAAACUUUGACUAUCUGCUUCACUUGAAUAUACUAGCGGGAAGAAGCUACAACGACACUUGCCAAUACCCCAUUAUGCCAUGGGUUCUUUCGAACUACCAUUCUGAAGAAAUACCGGAUCUCACCAAUCCAGACAACUUCCGCGACCUUAGAAAACCUAUGGGUGCUCUUAAUCCAAGUCGCUUGGAAGACUUCAUCGAGCGGUUCAAUACUUUCGCUGAUCCAUCGAUUCCACCGUUCAUGUAUGGCAGUCACUAUUCCACAAAUGCCGGUGUCGUGCUGCACUUUCUUGUUCGACUGCAUCCAUUUGCAGGACUUCAUAGGCAGCUUCAGGGGGGACAUUUCGACGUUGCAGAUCGUCUCUUUUCUUCGGUUCCGCGCACGUGGGAGAUGUGCACCGGAUCCUCCGCCGCGGAAGUCAAAGAGUUGACGCCCGAAUGGUAUUGCAACCCUUCUUUUCUCAAAAACACGAACAAAUUCAGGCUUGGAACUUCCCAGGACGGCGAGCUGAUCGGAGACGUAGUCUUGCCCCCUUGGGCGAAAGGAUCCGCUGAAAAGUUUAUCGAGGUUAUGCGAAACGCACUCGAGAGUGAUAUAUGUUCCGCAAUGAUCCCGGACUGGAUAGAUCUCAUCUUUGGGAGGAAGCAGCAAGGCCCAGAAGCCAUUGCUGCACACAACGUUUUCUUCUACCUAACGUACUACGGAAGCGUAGAUGUUGCUGCCAUCGAAGACGAAGGCUUGCGUCAGGCCACAGAACUGCAGAUCGCCCACUUUGGUCAAUGCCCAAUGCAAUUGUUUGUGCGACCGCACGUGAGACGUGUCCAGUACGUGAACAAGACCAGACUGACGUUUUAUCAAAUAACGAGUGCCUAUACGUUUGGAAUAGACACCAGAAAGGGAACCACCGACGACGAGAACGAAGAAUCUACACCACUCACAUGCUCUAGCAAUGGGCAGCAAAUAUUUGGCAAGCCGCUGUAUCUGCCCUUCUUUUCGGCGCCCAUGUCGCAUUGGGUCCAUUUGGAUGCGCCUCCUCCGGGCCCCCACGCACCGUUGAUCAGCGUCCGCCUUGCCGGCACCGAUCGCUGCCUGGCAGUCGAUGCCCAGGGCGUGUUUCAUUGUUUCCGAUGGGCGUGGAAAGCGGAAGAUUCCACCCAGAUUACAGGUUUUGAAAGCAGCACAACAUUCCCCAGGGACAAUGGGUGUUUUGUUGCGCAACGAGAAUUGCCGCGCUUCCGCACGGUCCCCCGGCUGGUACACAAACCAUCGCAUCUCCAGGGGGACGAAUCGAACCACGGCUACACGUACCCUGCCGUGGCCAUUUCCAAGACUCUUUUUGCAGGGAUAUCGGUUUUGUUGGUUCUCUCCGACGGGGACGGUCGCGGAGGACUAGCGAUGCAGCUGGUGGAUCCCGCCAAGGGUGUGGUUCGUGGCGAAGCGGUCGUUGGUUCGAUCCAUUCGUCCCGCAUCCGGUGCAUUGCCACGGAUCCCAUCGGAAAUUCUGCCGGCCACGGGGGAGUCGGUGGAGAACUGGCCAUUGUUGGAAGUUCCGACGGAACGGCCUCCAUUUGGCGUUUCAUGUCGAGCCACUUUCUGCCUCUGCGCCCGAGGGUAUAUCUGUCCGGACACUGUUCUUCCCCUAUCUAUGCCGUUGGGUUGAGUGCCUCCAUCAACGUGGCGGUAACGGUGUCGGAAAAGCGGCUGUGCUUGUAUUCCAUCGGAAACGGGAGCGUGAUCCGCAUCAUCGAGCCCCCGACGGACACGCUCGAAUUGCCGGAAGGAAUGGAGAUUCUGUCCACGACCUUUGUGAAAUCCCCCGCGGUGGCCAUUUCGGUCCAGGGAUUUGUGGUGGCGGUCUGCGAGACCAAGAUGAAAACCAAGACAAGCCGGAGCGUGAUCACCCUCCACCUUUUUUCGCUCGAGGGGGUUUCUCUCGGAUCGAAGGCCCUGGAGAGCUGGAGAGGGAUUCCCACCAGGAUCGUCGCCACCCCGGACGGCACCACGGUGCUGGUUUGCUCCGGCCGGGGCGUGACGGUCCACCGCGUUUCCGCGAUCACGCCGCUGGCCUUCAUCGACGAGUGGCAGAUCACGGAGUCGUCCGAGGGAGAAGUGGACGGGUACCUGUCCCCGGGGUCCGGAAGCCGCGCGCUGGACAUCGAUCUCGGGCCGUCUCUGAACCGACCGGUGAUCGCCGCCGCUGCCUGCACGAACGGGGUGCUGCGGCUGCACGCCCUGGCCGGGAUCUCGGCGUAUUCGGAGCGCCACAAGAAGGUGGGACUCAUCCCGCAGGGCGUGGGGUCCCUGAUCAAGGCCCCGGCACGGGGCAUCAAGCGGGUCUUUGGAAAGGCGUCUACGAUCGGAACCAAGGCCGCCGAUGCCGGCAAGGACAUCUCGAAGGAAAUCUCGAGCGACGUGAAGGAAAAGGGCGUGACCGGGUUCCUAGGAGGGAUGUUUGGCAGGAAGAAGUGAUAGACGAAUCCAAAAAAGCAACCUGUCUAGGUACUAGUACUUCUAUAUUCUAACAAAACAUUAUUUGUAACUGCCGGGGGAUUGAUCAUUUGUGAAAAUCGACACCCCUGCUUGUCAAAACAAUUUUUUCCACCACAGACCAAGCGUUCCCUGGGAACAACUACCUCGUCUUGUUCUUGCACUGGCAGUCCCUCUUCUCCGUAACGCCAUGCAAGAGCCAGUGCGCAAUGGCGUUAUGCUCGUCGGGCGCCGCCAUGUUUUUCUCGAGGUCCGGAUUGUUCUCCAUGUAGCACUUCCAAUUGCAUCCCUCGGGCCACGUGUGGUAGGGCUUGAGCGUUUGGAUGUCGGUCCCGUCGGUCCCGUCGCCCCGCAGGUUGCUUGCUUUCUCGAUGAGGGACGAAGCCGACACGGCCGCUUCCGGCUUGGUCAGCACCAGAACGGCGAGGCACAAAGAGAUCCCCACCGCGUGCAGAAGGUACCCGCGGUCGCCGCGUUUCGUCUUGUCGCUUUCCUCUUCCCGUGGCAUCCUUGCAUCCGGAGCAUCGCUGUCGGUCGUUUCCUGCGAGUGCCUGCGGCUGCGCUGCUUAAAGGUUUCAGACAUAUCAAGGUGCAGAAUGUGUUGUCUUCUAUUGUGUUGCGUUGCGUUUUGUGGUCUCAACAAAACGCGACAGGGUUG
Pseudo-nitzschia multistriata is the source of this 10252-nucleotide messenger RNA. The record is from the annotation of a GenBank genome assembly. NCBI's taxonomy places the organism in Eukaryota, Bacillariophyta, Bacillariophyceae, Bacillariales, Bacillariaceae.